Nasonia vitripennis (jewel wasp) is the source of this 1695-nucleotide messenger RNA. It is a transcript of the gene Dak1, whose product is annotated as UMP-CMP kinase. Gene Ontology annotation, biological process: 'de novo' pyrimidine nucleobase biosynthetic process; UDP biosynthetic process; CDP biosynthetic process. The record is from RefSeq and is a predicted model, not a curated record. Gene Ontology annotation, cellular component: cytoplasm; nucleus. Lineage: Eukaryota; Metazoa; Arthropoda; Insecta; Hymenoptera; Pteromalidae. The transcript is spliced from 3 exons. Gene Ontology annotation, molecular function: UMP kinase activity; ATP binding. Bases 545 to 1246 code for a protein of 233 amino acids.
AGUAAGAAAUGAAUGAACGCGUAUUUUACUCGGUCGUAAGCAGGCCUCAUUUAAAUGGCUGCUUGGAGAGUUAUUCGUGAAUUUUCUCAAUGCAUCGCUAAUGAAAAUGUAUCACGCUCACUCAUAAACGUCAAUGAACGCGAAUGAGCGAGCGUAUACGCAGCAAUCGCGUACUUCUAUAUACUCAACAAUCGAUUCAGCCCCGAGCGCUGGCGGGUGUGUAACUUACGUCCCGGUCUAGACUCCAUUUUUAUAUCAGUAGAACACGUAUCAUCCGUUCGUUUAUAACCAAUAAUACAAACUUUUAACAAUGACACAUAUAUAGAUGCGUGCGGGAUCGGAUUCCUCUCACGUGGCGCGUCAGCUCCAGGAAAACAAGAGGUUACCUACAUAUGCAUAUCCGCCCGCGGGAAAUGCUACAUCAUUUGAUAAAUAAUCAUCGUCGUCGUGGUCUUGGCUCCGAAAUCCGCCGGCGCUCGCAAAUUAAUAUAGCUGCGUACAUACACGCGAGGAGCUAACCGACCGUCUGCUUCGACAGCUGGUGAUGUGGUCUCUAGUAUAUAAGCAGGUAGUGCGUUCGAGCGCACUACUAACCGCAGACAAAGUCGCUGGCUUGUUUAUGCUGAAAGGCCUGAGUGCAUUCGCGAUGUCCACCUUGAAGAAGCCCCAGGUUUUGUUCGUCCUCGGUGGUCCAGGAGCCGGUAAGGGCACCGUUUGCCAGAAUAUCGUCAAGAAGUACGGAUACGUUCACCUGUCAGCCGGCGACCUGCUGCGCGAGGAAAGAGCCAAGCCUGGCUCCCAGUACGGAGAUCUUAUCGAGUCACACAUUAAGAAUGGUACCAUAGUGCCUGUCGAGAUCACCUGCAGCUUGCUGGAUCGAGCCAUGCAGAACUCGCAAACCUCAUACAACAAGUUCCUGGUGGAUGGCUUCCCCAGAAAUGCGGAUAACCUUCGAGGUUGGACUAAGGAAAUGUCUGAAAAAGUGGAGGUCAAUGGAGUGCUCUUCUUUGAAUGCAGCGAAAAGACUUGUACACAGCGCUGUCUGAACAGAGGUGCCAAGGGAAGUGGAAGAAGUGAUGACAAUGCAGAGUCACUGAAGAAGAGGCAUGAAACUUACGUCAACGAUACUAUGCCUAUUGUUGAACAUUACAAGAAGGAAGGACUUGUUUAUAGUUUUAACGGUGAAAAAACACCCAAAGCAGUAUUUGCAGAUGUUGAGGAAACCUUAAAGAAAAUAGGUUGGUAGCUUUAGACACCAAUUGUAUUCAAUUUCAUACUAAUUUUGAUGGAGUCAUCAGGAUGAUGCAACAGUAAUUAUUGUUUUUAAAGGAUUUAUCAAACGAUAGUAUCAAAUGAAAUUAAUUUUUUUAUAAUAACUUUUAUUUUACUGAGAGAUAAGAACUAGAUAAAUUGUAACAUUCCUUGUACUGUAUCAAGAUUACUAUACAAGUACUGGACAUCGUUAGCUUGUGAUUGCGUGUACUGUUCAGUGGUACACGGUAUGACUUGUUUGUUGCUAAAGACAUGAAUAAUAUUGUUUGGUUUAGUCAAACUCUUGUGAAAUAUUAAGAGAUAUUUGUACCCACUUAGAACUUGGCAAGUCAAUAAAUUGUAAUUUUAAACAAUUACCAGUGCAACAUAUGUACUACUAGCAUAUGCUUAAUAAAAUAUUAUCAUGAUUACAAAUUUAUUUUA